Mercenaria mercenaria is the source of this 1345-nucleotide messenger RNA. Its product is annotated as tigger transposable element-derived protein 4-like. Lineage: Eukaryota; Metazoa; Mollusca; Bivalvia; Venerida; Veneridae. Gene Ontology annotation, molecular function: DNA binding. Gene Ontology annotation, cellular component: nucleus. Bases 173 to 1039 code for a protein of 288 amino acids. The record is from RefSeq and is a predicted model, not a curated record. The transcript is spliced from 2 exons.
GAAGUAAUCCAUGUUGCUUGUUGCGGAUUUAAUUACGGUUGCACAAAAUGACUGAUUUGACAUUCCCUUGAUAGAUAAUACAUUAGAAGGGGAAAAGAUCAAACCGUUGGUUAUCGGGAAGUCGAAAAAUCCAAGGUGUUUCAGUGGUAUCAAACAGGAUCGUCUGCCGGUAAUGUACAAAUCUAACAAGAAAGCCUGGAUGACUGGCGAAAUCUUUGAAGAAUGGCUACACUGGUUUGACAGACAAAUGAAAGGUAGAAAAGUGCUUCUUUUUGUGGACAAUGCACCAUCCCAUCCUCAGGUUAAUCUCAAAAAUGUCAGUGUUAAGUUCUUACCAGCAAAUACAACAUCUCUAUGCCAACCAAUGGACCAAGGAAUAAUUCAGGCAAUGAAACUCAAGUACAGGAAGAAACAACUACAGUACGUGAUCAGUCAAAUGGAACUUAAGCAGGGAAAAAGUGGAUUUGAUCUGUUGAAAGAUAUAAGUGUGCUGGAUGCAAUUUACUGGGUUGCACGUGCAUUUAAAGAAGUUGAAAUAAGCACCAUUGUUAAGUGUUUCGCGAAGUGUGGAUUUCAGUUAAACAGUGUUGAAAGUGAAAGUGAAUGCACAGUGUUGAACGAUUCAGAGAGUGAUGAAGAGGAGGAUGAUAACUAUCCAAUAGCGCUUCAUGUAAUGGCUCGACAGUUGUUCGAUUGUGAUUUUAUGGAAUUGUUGAAUAUUGACAAGGAGUUCAAAACAUGUGAUUCUGAAAUGAAGGACUGGGACAGGCCUGCUACUGAGUUGCUUUCGGAAAUGAAAGAGCAGGUCAGUGAUGAAACAUCUGACUGUGAGGAUGAUCAGCUUCAAGAACAAGAAGAUAAUGUGUGUUCUACAAAUGAGUGCUUGGAAAUGAUUGAAAAACUUAAAAAGUAUGCAGUAGCCCAUGGAAAUGAAAAUCUUCUUGGUACAUUUGUUGAUGCCGAGGACAUUAUCACAAGCCAAAAACUUGUAGGGAACACUAAGCAAAGUAAGAUCAGUGACUUCUUUGCCAAACGCUGAACAUUUCGGGUUACAUGUAUGUCAUAUGUGAAGGUCUUAAAAUUUGUGUGACUGUCACAUUUUCUGAGAAAUGCAUUUAACAUGUAAUAUAUAAACUCUUAGUCAUAUAUAUUAGAUCAAACAUAAUGAUGAAUGAUGAUGAUGAUGAUGACCAAGUUUGUGUGCUACCAUUACUUUUACUUACAACGAUUGUUAAUUUCAUGUUUUCAGUUUGUAUUGCUGUACUGAAGUUGAUAAAUGUAUAUGAAAAUAUGAAAAUUGAAUUAUCUGAGAAUACAUUUAACAUUUAAUGACAAAUGAAUUCCU